UGUGACGUUUUGAAAAUUCACAUUUGCAGACAUAGCUGUCUGAGGCAAAGCGUUUGGAUUCUUCGUGAUCUCUCAGUCAACAGUGUCUUGUAUGGUUUAAUGUGAUUUAGUUAUUGUUUGACGGAAAUAAUCGUACUUUCGUUUUUAUCAGUUGCUUCAACUGGAUUAACAAAGUCAUUAAGUUGAAAUACUUUAACAUUUUAACCACGUCUGUUGAAAUAGGUUUUCUGAUACACAAUGGCUGCCAAGCAACCUCCAGACCCCAACAAGUCCGUGGAUCUAAAGGCGGCCACCUCGGACGACACAGAGACAGAUGGCCUUAUAAUGACCAGGGCCGCUGCUCUGCAGGCACAAGGAGGAAUGGCGUUUAGAAACGUUCAGCAAGGGUUGCCACCAAUUCAUCCAGCUCAGUUCAAUCCAUACAUUCCCCACCAUGGACAGCAGUACUUUCACCGGGGCGGCAGCGCCAACUUCUUCAACAUCACCAACAGCCACAAUGUCCAGAUUGGUCGCACCAAUGUCAUGAACAUCGGCAUGCCACACAUGUCACGUCAUGAUGAAAGCUCAAGCAGUGAUGAAGACGACCAGGACGCUCUCGAAGAUGAGCGGACUAGAGAGUUGAGAAGGUGUGAGAGAGAGAUCAGUAAUGAAGAGCUGUUGGACAUUGCCCGCCAUGUUGGCCUUGGAUGGAGACGCCUCAUUCGCUUCAUCGGCUUACAGGACUAUGAUGUGGACGAAGUGUACGAAGAACACAGCUCUCGGGGGUUGGAGGAAGUUAUAUACCAGCUCCUCCGGCGCUGGCGGAGCGAGGUGACCAACCCCACUGUAGCUGAGAUGUUGUAUCAUGUACAGCGAUCAGACAUGUACCAUCUUGCCCAGUAUCUGAAGACUGACCUACCGGACUGAUAAACGUGUGUGUCUGUUGGGGGGGAAUUGUUGACAUCUAUGCCCUGUAGAUCCAUGUACCCUGUAAAGGGAUCGGGGAAGUGGCUGGGUAAAUUUUGAAAAAAAUAUGUUUCAGAAAAUACUGUAAAAUAAUCUUUCCUCAGCUUUUACAAAAAACUAAAUUUGGUUGAUAGGCAUUUCUUAGAAGAUGAUGGAUAACUAGGUAGACGCAAUUUAUGAAUACCACCUCUUUUUUGCACUAUUAGGCUAAAUAAAUUCUAGUCUUGGUUCUCAGGCACUGUCCACAUCAUCAUAAAGUUCAUUACACAUUUUGUUUCUGUUUCCAUUUUCAUUUUUUUUUGUGCAUUGUGUUUAAGUAUAUUUUUGAAAAUGGAAAUAAAAACAAAACUUGCUCAGACUUGAUGAUGAUGCGGUUGGUGCCUGAGAACCAAGACUAUUAUUUUUUUUAGCCUUAUAGUGAUAUUUCAGUACAGAUGCUGAUGCCAUUGUUUUGUUGUGUCAACUUUGUCAAAACUAAAUUGUCUCUUAGAAUUGCUGGAAGUCAAGAAGGAUGAAGAAGAAGGAUGAAAUCAUUUGGCUCUUUUUUGAACUGCAGAUAAAAAUAUUAUGUUUUGACCAAAAAAUUGUUCUAUCUAUAACAAAUUUCCCAGGCUUCCCCUAAGAACAUCAAAUAGUUGGUCCCUCGUAAGCAUGGAUUUGUUUUGCCCAAAUCUUGUUCUAACCCGGAAAGAUGUCAGGAUUAAAUAUAUAAAAUUGCAGUGAAAAUGUUCCGAUCUUGUUGUGAAAAGUUGACAAGAACAAUUUUUUGGUUUGUUUCUGACCAAUGUUCCUGUAGUGAGUGAGUAUGGUUUUACGCCGCUUUUAGCAAUAUUCCAGCAAUAUCCUGGCGGGGACACCAGAAACGGGCUUCACACAUUGUACCCGGGUCUUCGGCGUGACGAGCCAACGCUUUAACCACUAGGCUACCCGACCGCCCCACAUGUUCCUGUAUGUUGUUGAUGUGCAACAUGAAAAGCAGGGAAACGAAGACAUACAAUCACAAUACAAAUAAACAUAAUCUAAAAGGAAAACAAAAGAAUAUGACGAAAAAGGAAACCAUGAAACAAAUCCUGAUAGUUAAUUAAUGAUGAAGGCAAAUGUGAAAAUAUGUAAUUAUGACAGAAAUGGAUAGAAUGCAGAGCCCAAAACGCAACCUAACUCGGAAGUACGGCUGCUUUAGAUUUCAAUAAAAUAACUGUGUUUAUGUCGAGUAAAUUAAACAAAAAAGUAGUUGCCAGUGAACACUAUGGCUGUCAGGGUGAAGUAUCUUUAAGAAUUAACAGAAAAUGAGAAUUGUUUUUUUUUACCAUGGUAACAGAUAUGUUAAAAAAUUAUUUUUUUAAAGAAUUUGUUUUUGUUUUUUAAAUGUUAACGGAUAUGUCAAUAGGAAUUUUCAAACAUAGAGCAUUUAUAUUGCAAGUAUUUGUUCCAUGCUUAAAAUUCUCUUCACCCCACCACCCCAACCCACCUCCACCCCCAAUAAUUAAAUACAAUAAAU
Haliotis rufescens (red abalone) is the source of this 2443-nucleotide messenger RNA. RefSeq lists its product as uncharacterized. Gene Ontology annotation, molecular function: protein binding. The record is from RefSeq and is a predicted model, not a curated record. NCBI's taxonomy places the organism in Eukaryota, Metazoa, Mollusca, Gastropoda, Lepetellida, Haliotidae. The transcript has 5 exons. Gene Ontology annotation, biological process: signal transduction. Bases 238 to 906 code for a protein of 222 amino acids.